AAGAUACCGACACUUUUUUCGACGGAUUUAAAUCAUAUCACGUUACAUUCACUUGCUAGAAAAUCAAAAGACGUUAGAUUAUGAUAUAAAAGAUUUGAGAAGAUGAUUGUGUCAUUGAUCUGAGUGAACUGACGAAAAACUCUUGUAUACAAUCUUUUCACCUUUUAUCUUACACUUUAAAGGUUUGUCUUGGGGAUAAAAUUAUAUCCUUUUUCGAAUUGUCAGAUAGUAUAAAAACAGAUUUGAGGCAGAAAGUUGGUUCCUUUCUUAAUUGAUUUCAUACAUAAGUGCAUUGGUGCUAAACAGGUUCUCUACGCUCAAUCCUUUAAACUGGUGAUCUCUUUUAGCAGAUUAGUUUCGAUCUUUAUGUAACAUCUUAAAAUGAUUUGAGAAUUGAGAAAAAUAAAAGGCAUUUAAAUCCUUUUGAGUUUAAGUUGUGUUCUUUAUUAUUAUCUCGGUUGAGUAGCGAACACUAUGAGUUGCCGUUUGGCGAAAAGCUAUGGCUUUAUCAGAUUGUUGAUAAAGCCACCGGCUAAUAAGCGUCUGCGUUUUCCCCAUUUUUCGCGUUUUCCUGCUCAUGGGUUCUCUGCGUUUCGCAGUUGCUCCACCGCGACGAGGAACAGAUCCAUCCCGACAAACCCGAUGGCCGGCGAGGAGGCAAACGGUGGAACUACACUGCUUCCGGUUGUUGAAGACAAGUACGAUGGCGUAAUGACUGAGAUAAGUCAUCCCAUGGAUCCUUCUGCCUUCUCUUCACUUCUCCAGUCAUCUCUCUCUACCUGGACUCUUCAGGGGAAGAAGGGAGUGUGGAUCAAAUUGCCUAGACAUCUUAUCGGUCUUGCGGAAGCUGCUGUUAAGGAGGGAUUCUGGUUUCAUCACGCAGAGAAAGACUACUUGAUGCUUGUGUACUGGAUUCCCAAAGAAGGCGAUACGCUUCCUUCCAAUGCAUCUCACCGUAUUGGCAUAGGUGCUUUUGUCCUCAACCACAAGAAAGAGGUGCUGGUGGUUCAAGAGAAGACAGGAAGAUUUCGAGGCCAAGGUAUCUGGAAGUUCCCCACAGGAGUAGUCAAUGAGGGUGAAUACAUCCAUGAUGGCUCGGUCAGAGAGGUGAAAGAAGAGACCGGAGUAGAUACAGAAUUUGUUCAAGUAUUGGCUUUCAGACAAACCCAUAAAGCUUUCUUUGAAAAGUCAGAUCUGUUCUUCGUUUGCAUGCUAAAGCCCCUUUCUUUGGAGAUCAAUGCACAGGAGACAGAGAUAGAGGCAGCUCAGUGGAUGCCAUGGGAGGAAUACUUAAAGCAACCAUUCGUACAGAAUCACGAGCUACUAAGAUAUAUGACAGCCAUUUGCUCUGCUAAAACCAACGGUGACUACGAAGGCUUCACUCCUCUCCGUGUCUCUGCGCCUGAUCAACAUGGCAGCUUAUACUUCAACACCCGCGACCUCCAUUCCCGCCAUUAAUCUUCUUUCUCACAACAAGCAAAGCAAGUCGUCUAUGUAACUACGUAAGCAUAUUGACAUUUGAAUCGUCUCAAACCAUCCCAAAUGAAAACAUUUGCAUUCAAAUCCAAUAGUUUAAAUUACAAGACUAAACGGAGCAUAUCCGUUAGCAAUCCUAUUGUUUGAAACACACUUGAUCUCUCUUUACACUGCCGCAAAAUCUAAUUUUACAUAAACCAACAUGAUACUUAAAUAGAUUGAUGUUACGAGUUCUUAUGUGUAUGAAUAGGCAUGUGUAUAUAUACAGAGAUCCACUCUCAUCAAUCAUUCAAGUCCUUGUCCUACCAGAACCAGCUCCACCGUCACCGCCACCACCACCGCCUGUAGACCCAUACAUAUGACUCUGCUGUUGAAGAAACUGAUGAUGCUGUUGAUACUGCAUCCCACCACCGUAGAAUCCACCUCCAUCUUGCUGAUGCUCACCACCUUCACCACCUGUCUGUGGCCUCCCAAGUCCAGUCCUCUCCCCUUCAAUCUCCCUAAACCUCUGCAAGUAAACUUUCAACGGCUCAACGUAAUCCUCGAACCCUAGAGUGGUCAUAGCCCACAGCAAAUCGUCGCCGUUGAUCGUCUUCCUCUUCUCCUUCUGACACUUAUCAGAGGCCUCUCCGGUGACGAAGCUUAUAAACUCAGAGACACACUCCUGCAUCGUCUCUUUAGCGUCUUUGGAGAUCUUGGCGUUGGCGGGUAAAGCCUUCUUCAUGAUCCUGCUCACGUUAGCGAUUGGUAAGAACCUGUCUUGUUCUCUGGGAGACAACGAUGAAGACUGUCCGUUUUGCCCUCCACCCGAGUCCCUGUCGGAAUCUCCCAUUCUGAAAGUUACUACGAAAUUUUAAAAAAAAAAAAAACAGAAACUUCACUCUUUUUCAAAUCAUCAUGGCUUCACCACUGAAGCAGAGAAAUUAGGGUUUUAGAAUUAGAAAGUGAAUUCAAGUGUCGGCUGAGAUUGUAUACACAUUUGGUGAAUGAGUGUCGCCGGCGAUUUUAUAAUGCAACGAUGCACGACCUUCUGUUCACUUGACACGUGUGUUUACAUUAACCGUCUAUUUACUGAUAAGGUUCUGACAACUGGGUACGUGCUCAACCGUCGGAUGUAAUGAGAGAUAAAUAGCCCUUUAAGACUCUGCCACGUGUUGUGGGCCGUUAGUAGCUAUUGUCUGUUAAUGUUAAGUCCCACGCGCAGACGAGGAGAUUGGUUAACUCAGACAACGAGGGAAAGGGGAGCGUGAAAGACACGGAGCGGAAGAUGAAGGCGUUAGGGAGAGACAGAGGGUAACUGCCACUCAACGACUUAUCGGUCAAUUUACCUUUCUUGUUUUACUUUUUCUUUUUUAUGAAUUGGGGGUUGGGUGUGGGUGUGGUGGGGUUCAUUGCCAUCAAACUGCAUCGACCAAUCAGAUCAAACAGCUGUAGGAGAAUGGGUCCCAGUUUCCUGCAUUUGUCGGUGUUGGUCUUCUCCGGUUGAACCGACCAUAGUGUGCUUUUCUAAGCGCGUGAUUAACUAACUAUAGUGACAUGCUUUAAUAAUCAUUUAAUUACAUAACUAAUGGUUACCCACCUGGAAACCUAAUGGUCAAGUUGUUCAGUUACCGAAUUUAAAAGCCUAUAAAGAUAAUAGAUUUGUU
This is a messenger RNA of Eruca vesicaria subsp. sativa (arugula), 3122 nucleotides long. NCBI's taxonomy places the organism in Eukaryota, Viridiplantae, Streptophyta, Magnoliopsida, Brassicales, Brassicaceae. The record is from the annotation of a GenBank genome assembly.